Cuscuta campestris is the source of this 2361-nucleotide messenger RNA. The record is from the annotation of a GenBank genome assembly. Lineage: Eukaryota; Viridiplantae; Streptophyta; Magnoliopsida; Solanales; Convolvulaceae.
CCACCUCGCGGUCCAAUUCGGGUUCAGCCUGGACAAACUUGAACAACCCUAGUCGUAGUCCGAGAACGCCUCUCUACUCAUCUCUCUGUCGCCGAUCUAAUCUCUUUUCUCCCAGUCGUCGUUCCCUUCUCACUAGUCGCGACCAUUCUGUGUCGCCGCCGGCGGGAUCUCGUCUUUCUUCUUAAGUCGCCGGGAACUUUGAGAAGAUUCGCGAGCAUCACUCCGCGCCUCGUCUAUUUCGCCUUCAGCUCUCUAAGAUUUGCUCGGAACCCGGUUUCAAGUUCAGUGAGUUGCAAAGGUUCAAGGCGUCUAAGAGUGUAGUCAUCCUUGUGAUUCUCCAAAAUUGUUUGUUUCUUGAGAAGAUAUAUAAGAUGCCAAGGACAAGAGCGAGUGCUGCAGCUCCUGUUUUAAGGGAACCUGAAAAGAUAGUUGAGCCUGAAGAGCAGAUUGACUUCGAUGAAGACAAUGAAGAUGUGGAGGAAGAAGAGGUUGAAUAUGAAGAGGUGGAAGAAGAGGUGGAAGAAGAGGUAGAAGAAGAGGAAGAAGAAGAUGAGGAAGAUGAAGAAGAGGAAAAUGAUGGCUGUAGACUAAUAGAUUCAGAUGAUGUGGCAAUGAAUGCUGAUUCUGAAGUUUUAGAAAAUGAUGAUGAUGACAAGCGUACUGAGCUUCUUUCGCUUCCACCUCACGGUUCAGAAGUUUACCUAGGUGGCAUCAAUCAAGAUGUUUCUGAAGAGGAUGUGAAGCAAUUUUGCAACUCAGCAGGUGAAGUUGUUGAGGUAAGGAUAAUGAAGGGAAAGGAGUCGAAUCAGAACAAGGGUUAUGCUUUUGUCACUUAUAGAACAAAAGAAUUGGCUUCCAAGGCAAUCAAGGAACUAAAUAAUACUGAACUAAAGGGAAGAAAGGUAAAGUGCUCUGCUGCUCAAGCAAAGAAUAGGCUAUUCAUUGGUAAUGUUCCUAGACACUGGGCAGUGGAAGAUCUGAAAAGGGUAGCAAACAAGACUGGGCCUGGUGUCGUUGAUGUGGAAUUGGUCAAGGAUCCACAUAUCUCGAACCGGAAUCGUGGAUUUGCUUUCAUUGAGUAUUACAAUAAUGCAUGUGCAGAGUAUUCACGACAGAGAAUGUCUGGCCCAAAUUUUAAGCUUGACGAUAAUGCCCCAACUGUGAGCUGGGCUGACCCAAAAAGCGCAGAUUCAUCUGCUACUUCUCAGGUUAAAGCUGUAUAUGUGAAGAACUUGCCCAAAACAAUCACUCAGGAUCAGCUGAAAAGUUUAUUCCAACACCAUGGGAAGAUUACUAAAGUUGUUCUACCUCCUGCUAAAGCUGGGCAGGAACAAAGCAGAUAUGGUUUUGUCCACUUUGCUGAAAGAUCCAGUGCCAUGAAGGCUUUGAAGAACACAGAGAAAUAUGAAAUUGACGGCAAAGUUCUGGAAUGCUCACUUGCAAAGCCACAGGCUGAUCAGAGCAGUGGAUCAAUUUCAAAGAGAGAAGUCGCUCCUCCAUCCUACCCACCCCGUAUGGGAUACGGCAUGGUUGGAACUCCUUAUGGUGCCGUAGGUGCUGGAAUUGGUCAGUCAUUACUUUAUGGAGGAGCAGCACCUCCUGGUGUGGCAAUGAUGCCAUUGCUUUUGCCGGAUGGUAGGAUCGGAUACGUCUUGCAACAGCCAGGAGUUGUGCACACACCACCACCUGCACCACGAACCAGCUUCGGUAACAGCGGACGAAAUUCAAGUGGAGGAAGGCGAAACAGCGGUGGGGACAGUGGUCGUGCCCGAAGCCGAUAUAAUCCUUACUAAGUGAAACGCCAUGGGCUCAACCUCUCACGAUUUCUCUGAAUCUCAAUCGGCCGACUCUCCCUCUCACACUUUCUCCAUCGGCCAACUCUCCCUCUCCCAUUUUCUCCGAGUUUUCCAAUUUUUACUGUCAUCCGUCAAUCAUCCUCCAACCUCCGGUGGCGUCGGCUCAAUGGUGAGAAGAAAUAAACACAGUAGUGGAAUUCCUAAUUUCAAUUCAUCAUCUUCAGUUGGGUCUAUAGGUAACUCAUGUUUAACUCUCUCCUAAAAUUUAAAAUCUAAAAUCUGUGUUUUCUAUUUACAGAGUAUUGUUUAAUCUGUUUUUUUCCUUCUAUUUACGGAGUAUUGGUUUGUCCUGGACUCCUGGAGUAUCAUAUAUACUUCAUUACUUCGCAAGUCCACAUAUUGCUGUUUGUUGGCAAUUAGCAUGCUGGGACAUUUGGAUCAGCUAUAUACUCAUAUGUUUUGACUCCACAAUCUCUAACACAUAAAUGGUGAUUGUGUUGUACCCCAUUAAAAUCGUGCUGGUUUCUUUCUAGGCUGGUUUCUACAAUAAACAAAGGACAUGUUU